Molecule: messenger RNA, 511 nt
Organism: Mus musculus (house mouse)
Lineage: Eukaryota; Metazoa; Chordata; Mammalia; Rodentia; Muridae
Gene: Krtap20-1
Product: keratin associated protein 6-3
Exons: 1
Coding region: 60-233 (57 amino acids)
Cellular component (GO): cytosol
Source: RefSeq, marked validated
AGACUCAGACUCAAAGAACAUACGAGCAGUCCACAACUGAAUAGUCUACUUCUGACACCAUGUGUUACUACAGAGGAUACUACGGAGGUCUGGGCUAUGGCUAUGGAGGCCUAGGCUAUGGCUAUGGCUGUGGCUAUGGCUGUGGCUAUGGCUGUGGCUAUGGUGGCUAUGGUGGCUAUGGUUAUGGCUGUUGCCGCCCACUGUGCUGUAGAAGGUACUAUGGCUUCUACUGAGGGCUUUCGACAUCUGCUCAGUCUAUUGGGUAUAACCUGCUGUCUCACUGGAAGACAUAUCAGUUCAAAUCAGGAAUUCUUAAAUAUCUUCCGAAAUUCCAACAUUAUACACAACUCUGUGGAAGAUGAUUGAAAAGCAGCAUUUCAGUCUCAUUUGCAGGUGGAAUGUGUGGAAGCUUGCAGAGGACUUCAGAAUCCUUAUAAUAUUGACUAGACCAAGAUUCUGUGGGGAAAUCAACUCCUGUGUGAAGACAUGUGAUUACAAAUAAACUGUCUUG